GCGUUGCGCAAUCUCCGGAGAAAAAUAAAAUCCAACCUUUCGGGCUUUUUGUUUCUGCUUGCCAUUAAAAGAAGCAACCUUUUUAGCACUUAACCAAACCCUGAGAAACUAACCAUGAAUUCUACUAAAUUCUUUUUUGUCAUAAUUAGAUUGCUUAUCUUCCUUGUGAUUCCUCCCUCUUCCAUUUCUGUUGCCCUGGAUGCCAUUACACCAAACCAACCCCUAAGAUAUGGCGACGUUCUUCUCUCCGCCACUAAAAUCUUUGCACUAGGGUUUUUUAGCCCAGGCAAUUCUCAUAACCGUUACAUCGGAGUUUGGUACAACAAUAUUCCAAUCCAAACAAUCGUCUGGAUUGCAAACAGAGACAACCCCAUAACUCCUAUUGCUGGAACUUGGCUCCUAGCUAUUCAUGGAGAUCAUGGAGGCCUUGUCAUUUAUGGGAAGGACCAAAAUAACCCUCUUUGGUCUGCUAAUGUCACAGUCUCUUCGCCAAACAAUUCCGUAAUAGCCAAACUUUUGGAUACAGGAAAUCUUGUAUUGCUUGAGAACAAUGGUAGUAGCCCAAGGGUGCUGUGGCAAGGCUUUGAUUACCCCUCAGAUACACUGCUUCCAUUAAUGAAGAUUGGGCUGAACCGGCGGUCAGGGCUGAACAGGCGCUUAACAUCUCGGAAGUCCCAGGAUGAUCCCGGAUCAGGGAAUUUUUCGUAUGAGAUUGACCCAACCGGGUUUCCGCAGUUGAUUCUUUACAAGGGUCAAACCAAAUGGUUUCGAGGCGGAACUUGGACCGGCCAGAGAUUUAGCGGGAUCCCUGAAUUUACAAUUAAUAGUGUCCGCAGCUUUGUGAACGAUAAAGAUGAGAUAUAUAUGAUGUAUACUGUUCCAAAUGGCUCAGUAUUCACAAGGGGGGUGCUAGAUGAAUCAGGAAUUGUUAAACGGUUCGUAUGGCGAGAUCAAGAAAACAAAUGGAUCGAAGUAAGCUCUAGCCCUAGUGAGUGGUGUGACUACUAUGGACAGUGUGGUCCAAAUGGUAACUGCGACCCAUACAGUAAUUAUAACUUCUCUUGCCUUUGUCUGCCCGGAUUUGAACCCAAGUUCCCCCAGGACUGGUAUCUGAGAGAUGGAUUGGGUGGAUGCCUGAGAAAAUUGGGAGCGUCUACAUGCCAAAAAGGGGAAGGGUUUGCUAAGGUGGCACGUGUGAAGGUACCCGACUCAUCUAAGGCACGUGUGAAUAUGAGUUUGAGUCUGCAAGGGUGUGAGCAAGAGUGCAUGAAGAAUUGUUCUUGCAUGGCAUACGCGCGUGCAGAUGAAAGGGGAGGAGGGAAGGGUUGCGUGACGUGGUACGGGGACUUGAUAGACACAAGAACUUUUUCAAAUGUUGGGCAGGACUUGUAUGUACGAGUUGAUGCAGUUACUUUAGCUCAAUUUGCAAAUGGUUCUGUAAUUAGCAAGAAGGCAAGGCUGGCAAUUUCACUAUUAUCCGCUCUUGUGUUCCUGGGCCUAGUUUUCCUUUUGUGUUGCUUGGUAAGGAGGAAGAGCAAAGCAGGCAGGCAGAGAAAAAAUAUGUUUUUCAUGGAAGAUAGAACAGAUCUCGAUCUCGAUGAUCAAAGUAAAAUAAACUCAGAAUUACAAUUCUUUGAUCAAACAACCGUCGCAGCCGCCACGGACAAUUUCUCUGUAGCGAACAAGCUUGGGAAAGGAGGUUUUGGCUCAGUCUAUAAGGGUGUACUUCAUAAUGGAAAGGAAAUAGCGGUGAAACGACUAUCGAAGAAUUCUGGUCAAGGAAUUGAAGAGUUUAAGAAUGAAGUUGUGAUAAUUGCGAAACUCCAACACAUAAACCUUGUCAAGAUUAUAGGUUGCUGCGUUGAAGAUGACGAGAAGAUGCUGAUCUAUGAAUACGUACCAAACAAAAGUUUGGACUGUUUUAUUUUUGAUGAAACAAAAAGAUAUCUUUUAGAUUGGACAAAACGCUUUGAGAUUAUCUGUGGGAUUGCUAGAGGGAUUUUAUACCUUCAUCAAGAUUCGAGAUUAAGGAUUAUCCAUAGAGAUCUAAAGGCCAGUAAUAUUCUACUGGAUGCAUCUAUGAGCCCCAAAAUAGCAGAUUUUGGUAUGGCAAGAAUAUUUCCAAGGGAUCAAUGUGAAGCAAAUACACAUCGUGUGGUCGGAACAUAUGGUUAUAUGUCACCGGAGUAUGCAAUGGAAGGAAUUUUUUCAGUAAAAUCUGAUGUGUACAGUUUUGGUGUUUUGCUGCUAGAAAUCAUAACUGGCAGAAGGAAUUCCGGUUACUACCACAAAAAAUAUCCCCACUCAAAUUUGGUUGGAUAUGUUUGGGACUUGUGGAGAGAAGGCAAUGCCUUGGAAAUCGUUGAUCCAUCCAUAGGCGAAUCGUACCAUGUCAACGAAGUUGUGAGAUGCAUCCAAAUUGGCCUAUUGUGUGUGCAAGAGUUUGCUGCUGACCGGCCAACCAUGUCGGCGGUUGUUUUCAUGCUAGGUAAAGAGGCAGCAGUUCCUUCCCCAACACAGCCUGCAUUUUUGUUGAAGAGGAGUUGUACUAGAGUAGAUCCAUCAACGAGUACUGAAGGAGCUAGUUCUAUAAAUGAUGUGACAUGUACAGAAAUAGAAGCUCGCUAAAGAAAGGCAUAGGAUUAUCCGACAUGUUCCACAAUAUAUAUAUAUAAGUACUGAAGGAGCUAGUUCUAUAAA
Malus domestica (apple) is the source of this 2700-nucleotide messenger RNA. Its product is annotated as G-type lectin S-receptor-like serine/threonine-protein kinase At1g11410. Gene Ontology annotation, biological process: protein phosphorylation; recognition of pollen. The record is from RefSeq and is a predicted model, not a curated record. Gene Ontology annotation, molecular function: protein serine/threonine kinase activity; ATP binding. Lineage: Eukaryota; Viridiplantae; Streptophyta; Magnoliopsida; Rosales; Rosaceae.